Messenger RNA from Xiphophorus couchianus (Monterrey platyfish), 1137 nucleotides. RefSeq names its product mucin-3A-like. The record is from RefSeq and is a predicted model, not a curated record. The transcript is spliced from 2 exons. Lineage: Eukaryota; Metazoa; Chordata; Actinopteri; Cyprinodontiformes; Poeciliidae. Bases 1 to 1137 code for a protein of 378 amino acids.
AUGGACGGUUCAGGAACUCCGAGUACAGACUUGUUCACAUCAUCUAUAACCGUUAUUGGUGCAUCGUCCAGUCUCUACAGUAUUGACACAACAACAGUAACAUCUCCUGAAUCAGAGUCUGCCUCUGUGAGAACAGAACAAGGUACUUCUGGUGAAAACAUCACUAAGUCUACUGAGACACCCAUCACUAAAACCACGUCUGGCUCUUCUGCUUUCAAUAUUCUGUCCGUCUCGACAUCAAGAAAAGCCGAAACAAGUGACACUUCAAAAACAGACGUUUCUUCAGCUUCAGCGCUCCAGAGCACAGAGGAACCAACAUCAAUGUCAUCUGAAACAUAUCAGACUCUUGCUACAGUGAAGUUGCAGGAAACGUCAGCAGUUCCAGAGGAAAGUUCAAAAUCUCCAAUUACAAGAGAAGAUAGGACAAGUAAACCAACAAGUGAAAUGUCUAGCAGAGACAUUGAAUCUUCUACUGGCUCAUCGUUGUUCAGCACUGAGAAGACAACAAAUCUUCUACCUAAGGAUGACGACAGUGUUCAAACAGGUCAGACAACGACACCUUCACUUUCCACAGUAACGGGCAGAACAGAAAGUUCUUCUGCCGCUUCUCCAGUAGAUAGAGACUAUACUAGAGGCCAAACCAUUGACAUGUCCACACCAGUAUCGACUGUUGCAGGGUUAUCGUCAUCUGAUAUCGUCAAUGAGACAACACGAUCGCCUGAAGCUAUGACGAUUCAAAUAGGCACAGAACCCGAAACCUCCGGAGAAGGAUCUGCUGCUUUUGCUGACAAGUCAGUUGUGACCAUUGCCACUGCAUUCCCAACAUCUGCUGUCUCUGAUGGUAAACCCAUGAGCCCAUCAACGCUUUCUUCGAUUAUUCCAUCUGUCUCAUCAUCCACAACUCUGCAUGAUGAGUAUGAAGAAAUGAGUACAAGGUUUACAACUGUCGAGUCCAUUGAUGUACUCAGUGAAUCAAGUAUUCAACCUGACGCAGCUUCAAAGCUCAUUGUCACUGAUGAGUCAAUGAAGACAACAGCAGUUUAUACAACAAUAGGCACAAAGUCAGACAACGACACCUUCACUUUCCACAGUAACGGGCAGAACAGAAAGUUCUUCUGCCGCUUCUCCAGUAGAUAG